AAAGCAUUUGCUGGGCAUUGGCAAUGGCCGCAUCAAUGGCAUUGGCAAGGCCGCAGAUGCACGAUUGGCGAGCUAGUUGCCAUGUGUAGCUGAACAUUGCUAUUGGUACUCAUUUGAGGGCUUGAUGGUGUUUGGAGAGCCUUCGAGUAUCCAAAUGCAGCGAGUGCUUGGCCGUACCUGGCGCACAUCUUGGUGACGGGACCAGGAUUGGCAGCAUUGUUGGCUGGGCCCCCGCGGUGCUGCACGAUGGUCGGCCCGCUGCUGCACCCGGCUGCGGUGACGCAUCAGGGGCGGCUGCAGCAGACGGUGCUGGGCUGGGACUACUUCCAGAUGCUGACACAAGCUCAGAAGCAGGACAAUGCCCAGCGGAAGCGCAAAAAGGGGGAGCCGCUGCCGGAGGAUGGCGCCCUGCGCCCCGUCCCGAGUUCGUUCAGCAGCGUGGCGGAGUACGUGGCAGUGUAUGAGCCGCUGCUUCUCGAGGAGUGCCGCGCCCAGAUCCUGCGAGGCCAGGACGAGGCGGGCAGGGCUGCCGCGCACCGGGCACGCAUUGCCCACUGUGAAGCAGUCAACCAGUUCACGUUUAUCAAGCUGCAAGUGGACGAGCAGGUUGCGUCGGACAUGGCGGAGAACAAUCUGGUACUGCUGUGCCGCGAGAACCCGCUCACGUCGGCCACCACCCCGGCCACCCACGCGCUGGCCACCGUGGAGGGCACCGAGGGCAAGCAGGCGCUGCGCCUCCGCCUGCACCUGCCUGAGCCCACGCCCAGCGUGGCGCCGCGUGUGGCUCGGGUGCGAGCGGCGGUGGCGGAGGCGGGGUCGCUGUGGUGGGUGCUUCAGCUGUGCAACCUGUCCACCAUCACGCGCGAGUACACCGCCCUGCACAGCGCCGCUGCGCUGCCCUUCCUGGACGUCAUCCUCUCCGCCAAGGCACCCGCGCCCGACGGCCAGGCCCCCACCAGUGGUUCUGCGCAAUGGAGCAUCCCGGAGGCGCUUCGCGGGCAUCUGGCGGGCAGCCACAACGAGUCGCAGCUGGCGGCGGUGCAAGCGGGCCUCUCGCGCAGCCCGGUGGUGCUCAUCCAGGGCCCCCCUGGGACGGGCAAGACGCAGACCAUUCUGGGUCUGCUCAGUGUUGUGCUGCACGCCAGCCCCCUCGCCCAGCAGGCGGGGGCGGCCGCGCAGCUGGUGGCGCGGGAACCAAUCUCGGAGCAGCAAAAGCAGGCCGCCUGGAGGGCCGCCGCGCCCUGGAUGCACGGAGGCAACCCGCGUGAUGCAGAGCUGCCCCUCGACGGAGACGAUGGCAGUGGCUACCUGCCCAGCCCAGGCGGGGUGAUGAAGGCGUCGGGCCAGGUGCGGCGGCACCGCGCCAAGGUGCUGGUGGCGGCCCCCAGCAACGCUGCGCUGGACGAGAUCGUGCUGCGGCUGCUGGCGGCGGGCCUGCGAGAUGCGGCGGGCGACCCGUACAGCCCCAGCAUCGUGCGCGCCGGCCUGAACGCGCACCACUCGGUGGCCGCCGUCACCAUGGAUGCGAUCGUCACGCAGCGCAUGGCCAGCAUGGCCAGGGGAGGCGCCCGCGCGGGCAGCACCGGCAUGGAGCGCGACAGGAUCCGCACUGCCAUCCUCGACGAGGCCGCCAUCGUGUGCUCCACGCUCAGCUUCAGCGGCUCCGGUGCCUUUGGCCGCAUGUCGCGCCCCUUUGACGUGGUCAUCAUCGACGAGGCCGCCCAGGCGGUGGAGCCGUCGACGCUAGUCGCCCUGACGCACGGGUGCCGGCAGCUGUUCCUGGUGGGCGACCCCGUGCAGCUGCCCGCGACGGUGCUGUCGUCGACGGCGGUGCAGUACGGGUACGCGACGAGCCUGUUCUCGCGGCUGCAGCGCGCGGGGUACCCGGUGGUCAUGCUGCGCACGCAGUACCGCAUGCACCCCGCCAUCCGCCGCUUCCCCAGCGCGCAGUUUUACGCCGGCCAGCUCGUGGACGGCGACUCGGUGGCCAAGCAGACGGCGCGCCCCUGGCACGCGCACGCGUGCUUCGGCCCCUUCGCGUUUCUGGACGUGGCGGGGGAAGAGGAGCAGGCGGAGGGCAGCGGCUCGUACGUCAACAAGGCAGAGGUCGAGCUGGCGCUCAUGCUGUACCGCAACCUGGCCGCGCGCUUCCCCGACUUCAAGCAGGGGGCCAAGGUCGCCGUCAUCUCGCCGUACAAGCACCAGGUGAUGCUGGCGCGCGAGCGCUUCAAGGCGGCGCUGGGCGCGGACGUGGCGCGGAGCAUCGACAUCAACACCAUCGACGGCUUCCAGGGCCGCGAGAAGGACGUGGCCAUCUUCAGCGCGGUGCGCGCCGACCGCAAGCGCGGCAUCGGCUUCGUGGCCGACUUCCGGCGCAUGAACGUCGGCAUCACGCGGGCGCGCGCGUCCAUGCUCGUCGUGGGCUGUGCCGCGGCGCUGAAGCGCGACAAGCACUGGGCCGCGCUGAUCAAGCACGCCGCCGCCACCGGCUGCUUCUUCCAGGUGUCCCGGCCGUUCCACCAGUUUUUCAGCGACAAGCGGCUGGCGGAGAUUGGGCCGUACGUGGAGCCUGAGAACGAGGAGGCUGCGAGACUUGCCGCGGGGGAGGGCGACGCGGCAGAGGAGGAGGGAGCGGCGGGCGAGGACGAGGAGGAGCACGUGGAGGAGCUGAGCAACGCGGUGGUGCUCACCGACGAGGGGGCGGAGCAGAGAGUACUGACGGCGGACAUCGAGCAUGCCGAGGUGGCAGAGACGUCGCCCGCAGAAGCGGCAACAACGGCGAGUGGCGUCGGCAGUGCCGUGGUCAGGGGCGAAGCGUCACAAGAACCGAGUAAACCUACGGCACAGACUCCAGUGCCGGAGCCGACUGCCAAGAAAGGAAGGAGGCAAAAACCCUGAUCGCCAUUGUAAAGGGAGCCCUUGACUAGUCGAGCAGCUGUUGUAACUAGUUGAUUCUGAAAUGAUGUACAAAGCGGAGAUGCAGAUUGAGCAUGCUGAGAUACACGUUACUUUCUGUAAGCGAUGCAAGAGACAAGGUGCGAGCCGGCUUUACGCAUGUCGUCCGGUUGCGAACAUGUGCCUAAAGCAGCAUAAGGCGCCAUGAUUUUGUGAUGAAUAACUGUGUGGCGCUUGAUAUGUACCUGUCGACAAGCUCAUGAAGGGCAAGAUCAGGAC
Klebsormidium nitens is the source of this 3174-nucleotide messenger RNA. The record is from the annotation of a GenBank genome assembly. Lineage: Eukaryota; Viridiplantae; Streptophyta; Klebsormidiophyceae; Klebsormidiales; Klebsormidiaceae.